UGUAAAACUUAAAAAAGUUUUGGACCAAGACUGAACUGACGAAAAGACCCUCAAGAACACCAUGGGCUAAGAGAACCAAACCCGCAGUUUACUAAUUUUCUUAAGAACCAAGACAAAGUUCAAAAUGAAUAAUUAUGAAAGGUUUGGAGAAGACCAAACAUCAAAUGCUCAUACUUCUGUUGAUCUACAGGCUGUAGAUGAAAAAUCAAAUCUCAAAGAUGUCCACAUCAAAGUUGACAAAGACCAGGAUGAAAACACAGGAACUUUGAAAAUAUAUUCCACAGAAACAAAAAAAGGUGUGGAAUAUAUUGAUGAUCCAUCAGCCAGACAACAACUUUCCCUCAUAGAAUCAUUACAGGCCUCUGUAAAAAGAGUUAUAGAACAUCCUGUGUUCCGUAUAGUGUUGAUGUUACUGAUAUUAUUGGACUUCACCUUGGUUAUUAUAGACUUAGCUGGUUCUGAAUGUAGCAGUAGUGAUGCUUUGGAAAAUAUAUCACAUUUUAUCAUUAGUCUCUUCCUCCUGGAAGUGUUUGCCAGAUUGUUUUAUGAAGGGAGACAGUUUUUCCGGAGUAUCAUUGAUGUUAUAGAUGGGAUAGUUGUUGUAGUAUCAUUCAUUGUUGACAUGGUAUUUGUUGGUUUGGCAGAUACGAUGUCUUGUCAGUCUAACUAUGCAAGACUUCUUGUGAUUGGUCGAGUGUUCCGAAUAAUCAGAAUAUUAAGGAUACUGUAUAUAAUGGUUCAGCAAAAACGACAUGUAGCUGCUGCAUCAAGGAGGGUUGUCUCACAGAAUAAGAGAAGAUAUCAGAAGGAUGGUUUUGACCUUGACCUUUGUUACAUUACAGAGAGAGUUAUUGCCAUGUCUUUCCCAUCAAAAGGAAUGAUGGCAAUGUAUAGGAACCCUGUAGAGGAAGUAGCAAGAUUCUUCAACACAAAACACAAAGACCACUAUAGGAUUUUCAACUUGUGUAGUGAAAGAGAUUAUGAUGAAACCUUAUUCCAUAACAGAGUGGAGAGAGUUUUUAUUGAUGAUCAUAAUGUUCCAAGAGUAAGGGAAAUGAUUGAAUUUUGUGAGAAUGCAAGAGAGUUUAUGGCCCAGGAUCAACAGAAUGUAAUAUCCAUACAUUGUAAGGGUGGUAAAGGUAGAACUGGUACAAUGAUAUGUGUCUGGCUAAUCGAAUGUGGACUGUUUGAAGGUGCAGAGGAAAGUCUAGAAUAUUUUGGUGACAGAAGAACAGAUUUAACAGUGGGUAAAAAGUUUCAAGGUGUUGAAACUCCUAGUCAGAGUAGAUAUGUUGGAUAUUUUGAGAAAGUAAAGAAGAAACUAGAUGGUAAACUACCUGCACAAGUACCUAAGAAGAUAUCUACUAUCAAGAUCUUAAAUUUAACUGGUGUAGGUAAUGGUGAUGGAAAAGAUCUCAGUAUGGAAAUCAGAGUGGAUGGUUUACUUAUUUAUGAAUCUAACUUUGGUCAGAAUAUAAAUUGCACUCUAAACAAAUUGCCAGAGGAUGACAGUAUUGAGGUUAAAUUAGAGAAUGUUCCUGUGCUGACAGAUGAUGUGAAAGUUAGAUUCUUUUCUAGUGCUAAAAAUGUUCCAAAGAUUUAUGACCAUUGUGCCUUUUUCUUCUGGUUCCACACUGCUUUCAUAGAGGACAAUAGGUUGAUUCUAACCAGAGAAGAGCUUGAUAAUCCUCAUAAGAAAGAAGGACAGAAAUUCUACCAUGAAAAGUUAAUGGUUGAAGUUCUUUUUGAAGAUCAUAAAGAAGACUUAUAAUUUUUAUUUUCAUAUGAGUUUUGUAAGCAUAUAGUAUUAUAUAGCAUCUUAUAUUAGUUAUAAUAGCAUUACUGUAUAUUGUUGACUAGGAUUUAUUUAUGGUGCUGAAAUAAAACCAUUGGAUGUAUUAAUGUUAUGGUAAAAAGUUAAUCUAAACAAGGCAUUAAUACGGAUUUGCUUUGACUAAUUAUUUAAAAUGCUUUUACAGGUUGUAAAUGGGAAAAAAGGGGCAUUUAGUAAGGUUGUUGAAUAUUACAGGGUUAUCAUGUGCUUUUAAUGGACUUUUUCGUUUAAAUAUUAAAUACACCAUGGAAAACACACUUGUACAAAUGACUUGUUUAGAAGUUCAGCUUUAUAGCACAGCUCUAAAUGACUGACAUUGAUGGUUCACCAAGAAGUUGUCUAAGAAAUUAUCUGUUUUUCUUUGGUUUAAAAGUAUUUUUAAUUUUUUUUAUAAGUCUUUAAAUGAAAAAAAAGUUUUAAGCUGUUUAUCCAGUAGUAAAAUGCUGCAAAUAUAUACAUGAGUAAUUCAGGCAGUACAUUCCACUGCUCUACAAUGGCUACAUUAACACUUGAAUGCCUAGAGUCAGAACAUUCCACUGCUCUACAAUUGCUACAUUAACACUUGAAUGCCUAGAGUCAGUACAUUCCACUGCUCUACAAUGGC
This is a messenger RNA of Mytilus californianus (California mussel), 2438 nucleotides long. Its product is annotated as phosphatidylinositol 3,4,5-trisphosphate 3-phosphatase TPTE2-like. Gene Ontology annotation, molecular function: monoatomic ion channel activity; phosphatidylinositol-3,4,5-trisphosphate 3-phosphatase activity; protein tyrosine phosphatase activity. Gene Ontology annotation, cellular component: cytosol; membrane. Bases 125 to 1771 code for a protein of 548 amino acids. Lineage: Eukaryota; Metazoa; Mollusca; Bivalvia; Mytilida; Mytilidae. Gene Ontology annotation, biological process: transmembrane transport; protein dephosphorylation; monoatomic ion transport. The record is from RefSeq and is a predicted model, not a curated record. The transcript has 15 exons.